Octopus bimaculoides (California two-spot octopus) is the source of this 3003-nucleotide messenger RNA. RefSeq names its product iroquois-class homeodomain protein IRX-6. Gene Ontology annotation, molecular function: DNA-binding transcription factor activity, RNA polymerase II-specific; RNA polymerase II cis-regulatory region sequence-specific DNA binding. The record is from RefSeq and is a predicted model, not a curated record. Gene Ontology annotation, biological process: cell development; neuron differentiation; regulation of transcription by RNA polymerase II. Gene Ontology annotation, cellular component: nucleus. Lineage: Eukaryota; Metazoa; Mollusca; Cephalopoda; Octopoda; Octopodidae.
CACAGAUAGAUACAUACAUACAUACAUACAUUCAUAUACAUACAGAUAGAUAGACAGACAGAUAUAUACAUACAGUAUAUUGAUUAGAGUGAAGAAACCAAUAAUACAGUUUCUAUUAAAAAAAAGAAGCUCCCACUAAAAAAACAGCGAGGGGAAAAAUAAAAGUCUCAAACACCAUCUCUACCGUUCCCUUAUUCUGUUCUUAUUCUGUUAGUCUCUUAUUCCCUCAUUCUAUCUCUCUAAAGACACGCCGACAUGGAACAUAAACAGAAUCACCACCGCAGCGAAUAAACAACGACCACAAGAGGUAGUAGCGUUACUGCUAAUAUUUACAACGUUGAAAAGAACUGCUGCUGCUGCUGCUGCUACUACUACUACUACUACUAAUAAUAAUAAUAAUAAGAAGAAGAAGAAGAAGAAGAAGAAGAAGAAUUAUAUAUAUAUUUACAUGCAUACAUGCGUCUGUUUUACAUGCGUGUAUAGAUAAACAGAGAGACAUAGAAAGAUAGAUUGAUAGACAAACAGAUAGAUAGGCAGAGGGACAGGCAGACAAAUAGACAGACACACACACACACACACACAGAUAGAAAGAUAGAUUGAUAGAUAGAUAGCCAGACAGAUAGACAAAUAGAUAGAUAGAGAGAUAGAUAGAGAGAUAGAUAUUUAGAGGCAAAAUAGAAAGAGAGAGGCACACAUAAACACAAAUUAAAAGUUCGGAAGAAAAAUAAAUAUUGUGAAAAAAAACGAAGUCGUGGACCGAGAGAAGAAGAAGAAGAAGAAGAAGAAGAGUUUGAUUUAAAGGGAAGAAGAGGAAGCGGCGGCUGCAGCGGAGGCGGUGACUAUCGUCGUUGUGGUUGGUGUAGUGGUGGUGGCGGUGGAGGUGGUGGUGGGAGAGGAACGGCAACAGCAGCAGCGGUAGCAGCAGCAGCAGCAAGCGCACGGAAAAAGCAAAAAAAAAAAGUAAUAAAAUAAUUCAGAAAUUACAUAAAAACAGGGAGCAAAAUAAAUAAAUAAUAAAAUCAUAAUAACAAUAAAUAAAUAUAGAAAUAAAAGAAAAGGAGAAAGAUAGAAAAAAAAAAGCAACUCGACGGCUGGUCCAACACGAGAGAGAGAGAGAGGGGGUGAGAGGGUGAGAGAGAGAGUGGGAGUGUGUGUGUGAGAGAGAGAGAGAGAGAGACGCCUUCCUGUUUGGAACUCGGCACACACCUGCGUAGUGGCGCCGUUGAAGUCUUGGAUACUAUGUCAUAUCCCCAAUUCGGAUAUACCUACCCGUCAACAAACAACUCCAUAUCUUCCACACAGCUCUUGAUGUCCGGUUCGACCGCGACAUCUAUAUCAGGAUCAACUUGCUGUGAAAACGGUCGACCGCUCGUGACAGACCCGCAUACAGGACAAACAGUCUGUUCGUGUCAGUAUAGUUCUCCAUCCAUUCUCUCCUAUCCGCGAUUACCAGAGACAAUGUACGGAACAUCGCCGUAUGCAACCCAAAGUUAUGUGCCCUUGGGUACAGAUACCUCAGCAUUCUACUCACCAUUGAACACAUCAUAUGAACUAAAAGACAGCACUGACGCCUGGCGGGGGAUCACUCAAUCAGGAGCAUGUUACCCAUACGAACCUUCAAUGACGUAUUCUUACGGUGGAACGUAUGGAACGAUGGAUUUAAAUGGCGCUGCCCGGAGGAAAAACGCGACUCGUGAAACUACGAACACUUUAAAAGCAUGGCUUUACGAACACCGAAAAAACCCCUACCCAACGAAAGGAGAGAAAAUUAUGUUGGCUAUAAUCACAAAAAUGACCCUUACCCAGGUGUCCACCUGGUUUGCGAAUGCCAGGCGAAGACUUAAGAAAGAGAAUAAAAUGACGUGGUCCCCUCGGAAUCGUUGUGGUGACAAUGAUGACGGAGACGGUCGAGAUAAAGCUGGUGACAGCGACAGUGAUGAUCUUAAGGAGAAAGAUGAGAAUAUGAAGAAAAUCAACGGACUGGACACCACUGACAAUCAAGAGUGCAGUCGCCGAGCAAAAGACAUUGUGUCACAUUUGGAUAUGGAAAAGAAUGUUCAGAACAUGAUACCAGGAUCUCUUCAGAGCAGUCCAACCUCGUCCCCGCUUCCGACUGCCAGCACCCGCCAUAGGUUAGAAUACUCCGAUACAUCGCGACCUACGGUCAGUGAGUCGCCGUGUGCAAGCAGCAACGACUCGGCCCUCAGUGAUGAGGCAAACAUCCUGCUGAAGAAUUCUCACGAUCACAGCGAUGGCUUGAAGCCUCGGAUAUGGUCGCUGGCUGACACAGCCACCUCGUCAGCGGGUUUGAUGAACCGAGGUGUCACCGCGCCUCUCACACAUAUCCAUAUGAACAAUAAAAACAUGCCUACUUCAAGCCAACCGCCUCUUUUAGCCGCGACGUCAAGCACAAGCCUACGAGGUUGGCUUGGCAAUUCCUUCGCUAACCCAAACACCAGCUUCACGCCUGCCGUAUCAGCCAUGUAUACUCUCAAUAGCCAGAGACUGAAUGACAGUACAGUAGGCAGUAAUCUAAGCCAGAUGCCACCUGUUGCUACUGGCAACAAUACAUCGACGGCCACUUCUCACCUAGUGCGGCCCUUUGCGCAGGUCAAUUCCUUAUAUCCAACUGCUAGAGACAUAUCGCAUCUACGACCAACCGACGGCAUCUUACAGAAUAGCAUCAACAAUUUAAGUUCGUAACGCUGUCACAAUACAAAAACAACCAUUUAAAGAUUCGUUGAGUUGAUUUGAUUAAUUAAUUAACAAAGAAACUGCCACAAAGUAAAUUAAAACAAAUUUAAAAGAUAACAAGAGGACAACAACAACAACAAAAAUAAACAACAACAACAACAGAUACUACUACUGCUACUACUACUACUACUACUACUACUACUACUACUACUACUAUAAAUGUUGUCGCUAUUGUUACUCCAGUAACAGCAGCCGAAAUAUAUCAAAUACACCAGAAUUUAAUGACGGGGAUAUAUAUAUAUAUAUAUA